AUUGAACCCUACUUGAUGUACUAGAUUGUUUUUAAACCCUCAACAAUAAAAAUAAAAGCAAAAAAAAAAGAAAAGAAAGAAUCUGUGUUCGUCGAGGAGAAAUGCUAAACAGCUUGAUGACAGACCCGUGAUGUGUAGACCAAAUGCUGUAAAUGUGUCAAACCACCUUUAUUCUGCAUACAUAGUUUUGAGUUUUUGACCCACCAAAUGUUCGACUGUAUGUCACUGCCAAGAUGCUAUCCUAAAAGAAGCCACCUCUGCUUAUUCACUCUUAGUUUUCUUUUGAUGGCCUUCCUCUUCUUAUUUUCCCAGUAAUUGGGUCUAGUUUUUUUUGCAUUAGAUGGCGCUCUGUUCCAGAUGGAUGCCAAACUAUCAAGGCGUCAUUUGCCCAACGCUUGGUGUAAUUCGUCCUCAGCUACCUUCCCGUAUUCAUUGUCGCAGUUGGAGCACGUUCAGAAAUCAUCAAAGCAUGCCAGUGCCAUCCGGCAAGAUGGGCAAUGGAAGGACUCCGUGUUUCGUGCGGAAUAAAUAUGCUUUAUCUGUAGUAGGUAGAAAUCAUCAGCUGCCAAGCAUUGAUGAUGAUUUUGAUCAGGAGCCCUUCUGGUCAAAUGUGUUAAAGAAAUCUUUCUGGGCUCUGAAGUCUCUAAGUAUAUUUCUUGUUGAGCAGCCAAGUCAGUUAAAGUACAUAGAAUGGCCAAGCUUUCAGAGCACGCUAAAGACUGCGACUCUCACUCUUCUUCUUGUUGGGCUGCUCAUAAUUGCGUUGUCCUCCGUAGAUUCUGCUCUCUAUUAUAUACUUGCUUUGCUGUCAAGGAGGCGUGCUUGAUUCAGGUCUCUCUGGUAAGAAGAGAGAGUCGCCGGCAUCCUGUUAUAAUUUAACAGAACGUCUCAGGGUCUCACGGGCAUAAAAAAUCAGAUUGGCUGCGAAGCUUGCUCUUUGUAAAAGCAUGGCAAUUACACCGUGAUGGGUAGGUGAUAAGAGGCAUACAUAAACCAGAAGAUUGUUUUAUGGCUGAAACGAUUCCGUGUACAAUUUAUGCUUUGAGAAAGGAUUUGAUGACCAUUUUCCUUCAUUUUGAUCCCAUGUAUGGUCUUUAAGACAUCAAUGGGUUCCUUUAUCUCCAAUCCAAUUAGCAAUGGGUUCCUUUUGCCUUGGGGAAGGCACAAAUUCUGAAA
This is a messenger RNA of Coffea arabica (coffee), 1176 nucleotides long. RefSeq lists its product as uncharacterized. Gene Ontology annotation, biological process: protein targeting; intracellular protein transport. Gene Ontology annotation, cellular component: membrane. Lineage: Eukaryota; Viridiplantae; Streptophyta; Magnoliopsida; Gentianales; Rubiaceae. The record is from RefSeq and is a predicted model, not a curated record.